Molecule: messenger RNA, 1773 nt
Organism: Tilletiaria anomala UBC 951
Lineage: Eukaryota; Fungi; Basidiomycota; Exobasidiomycetes; Georgefischeriales; Tilletiariaceae
Product: CoA-dependent acyltransferase
Exons: 2
Coding region: 1-1773 (590 amino acids)
Cellular component (GO): mitochondrion; cytoplasm
Molecular function (GO): acetyltransferase activity; lipoic acid binding
Source: RefSeq, a predicted model, not a curated record
AUGUCAUCUGGAAGGCAAACACGCACUUUGCUUGCGAGCCUGCAACACGGUGCUCACGGUGCACCCGCUCGUGCUCCUCCUGUAACGGCCUCUUUGCGAGUGACUUGCGCUUCUGCGCGACGGCAUUCGAGCUGCUCACCGAACUAUCUAUCUUCACAGAGGUUUGUUUCAAGGCAAGCUUCCAUCUUCGGGCGCCCGAGAACGACGGCAGCGUCCUUUCAUUUCUCGUCGCUCCAGGCACAGUCCAAGGUGGUUCCCUUCUUGCUUGCCGAUGUAGGCGAAGGCAUCACGGAAUGCGAAAUCAUCAAAUGGAUGGUCCAGCCUGGCGCAAUGGUAGAGGAGUUCGACCCGAUCUGCGAGGUACAGUCGGACAAGGCUAGCGUUGAGAUUACAAGCAGGUACGCGGGAAAGAUCAAAUCACUCCUGUACAAAGAGGGAGAAGUCGCGAGGGUCGGGUCGCCUCUGUGCGAAAUCGAACAAGAGGCACAAGGAGGGGCAGAUAGUGGCUAUCUGGCGCCAUCCCCCGCCGCAGAACCAGUGCAAACAGAAUCGUCGCCAGCUUCGGAUGGAAAUGUGACUGUCGAGUCGACAGACACUUCAAAAGUAGACCAGCAGGGCUUCCGAUCAAAUCCUCAUCCAUUGUCCGCUGGCGGUCACACGCCUGAAGCAGGGCCCGUUCUCGCGACACCGGCCGUCCGCCGCAUCGCACGAGACAACCAGUUGAAUCUGAAGAACGUCAAGGGAACAGGCAGAGACGGUAGGGUCACCAAGGAGGACGUGCUGAACUACAUACAAAGCAGCGCUGCUAGGUCCGAUGUUGCUGGCGAGCCAAGUGCUGCUGCUGCUGUUGCGGCUAUACAACCAGGCGCUUCCAGUUCACACUCUUCACAAGCGCCCCCAGAGGCCGCAGAGACCGUGUCCCUGGACCCUACCCGGCGGGCCAUGUUCCGCGCGAUGACUGCGACGCUGCAAGUCCCGCACUUUGCAUUCUCCGAGGAGAUCGACGUGACCGCUCUGGAGCAGGUACGGCUGGCACUCUCGCAACAUGUGCCUGCACAGUAUCGCAAGACUCUGCGUCGCGGAGAAACAGAGGGUGCGAUCACCUCUCGCGCAGAUGCCGAUGCGCAGUUAGACAAGAUCACCAUGCUCCCUCUGCUCGUCAAGGCACUCUCCAUGGCACUCGACGAGCACCCGUUGUUCCGCUCGCAGCUUGCCAUCCCGGCAGACGUACUCGGGAAAGAUGCCCAGAGUAUCUCGUCAGCGGCCAAGCUGCAGCGCCGUGCUACGCACGACAUUUCCAUCGCACUCUCCACCCCGCAAGGGCUGCUGACGCCUGCAUUGCAAGAUGUCAAGGCGCAGAGUGUCUAUUCGCUUGCCUCGCGUAUUGCCCAAUUGCAGACCCGUGGACACGGCCCCAAGGGUCUGCCUGCAUCCGAUCUGCGUGCAACCGGUACGGUCACUCUCAGCAACAUCGGUGCAGUGGGCGGCGGGACGUACACUCACCCGCUCCUUCCACCAACCGGACAGCUUGCCAUCGGGGCUUUGGGUCGCACAAAAGCACUGCCAAGGUUCGCGAGCGAGACGCCACUUUGGAACACCGAUUCUCUCCGAGCGGAAGGGCUUGACCCCGACACAGUCGUGCGGCGUUUAAUUAUGCCGGUCAGCUUCACCAGUGACCAUCGCGUGGUGGAAGGCGCGGAAUUGGCCAAAUUUGUCUUGCGAUGGAAGGAGCUUCUGGAAAAUCCUCAGUCGUGGCUCGGCUUGCUCAAGUAA